Molecule: messenger RNA, 2528 nt
Organism: Verruconis gallopava
Lineage: Eukaryota; Fungi; Ascomycota; Dothideomycetes; Venturiales; Sympoventuriaceae
Exons: 4
Coding region: 140-2383 (747 amino acids)
Biological process (GO): regulation of DNA-templated transcription; DNA-templated transcription
Molecular function (GO): DNA-binding transcription factor activity, RNA polymerase II-specific; DNA binding; zinc ion binding
Source: RefSeq, a predicted model, not a curated record
AGAAAUUCAACGCUCACAGCUCAUGCCUUCAGUGGCCAUGGAAAUUCCUGUUUUGUUCUCAAAAAAGACUGGUCUCAACUUUUGAUUCUCUCUGGAUUUUACACACCAGCAUCUUGGACAAACCACCUUCUGCCAAGUCAUGUUGACUGGCCAAGGGAACGGCAAACCUAGCAAUGCUCCCCAAGCAGCGAGGCCUCAGAGAGUGCUAGCAUGCAUCCUUUGCCAACAACGGAAGAUUAAGUGCAACCGUACAUUUCCAUGUUCGAAUUGCACAAAACUUGGGGCGCAAUGUGUACCUGCAACCCUUAUGCCCCGCAAGCGUAAGCGCAGAUUUCCAGAGAGAGAGCUCUUGGCUCGCUUGAGGCACUACGAGGAGUUGCUCCGCCAGAAUAAGAUCGAUUUCGAGCCACUUCAUGGGGAGUAUUCUACGGGCAAGGAAUUGCCAGACACAAAUGAGGAUGGAUCCGCAGAAAACGAGCCGUCGCCUGCGGCGACAGCCACGUCGUCUUCGUCUGCUGCACAGCAGUCAAAUGCGACAUACGAGGCCAAAAGUUUUUGGUCUGCAAUGAAUGCUGGAUUUCGCGUAGACGAUGUGGAUAGCGACUCGUCGCAAGAUGAGUUCCAAUACGCCAAUGUCCAGAAAUCUUGGAGUGAAACGCACCAAUACAACGACCAUCUAUUUUUUGGAGCGUAUAGAGACGUGGAUCUGUCGCCUCUACAACCCAGCGCUGUCCAAAUCUUUAAGCUUUGGCAAAUCUACCUUGAUAAUGUGAACCCGCUACUGAAGGUCACUCACACGCCGACUUUACAAUCAUGUAUCGUUGAAGCUGCAAGCAACCCUACAAACAUCAGUCGUGAGCUUGAAGCUUUGAUGUUCGGGAUCUACUGUCUGGCUAUCCAUAGUCUCACUCAUGCAGAUUGCCAGCGCAUCUUCGGUUCUCCAAAAAAUGAACUUAUGAAGGGUUUUCAAUUUGGCUGUCAACAGGCUCUUGGAAAGUGCGAAUUCCUCAGAAGCGCCGACCGCAAUUGUUUGACUGCGUUCUACUUUUAUUUGCUUUCGUCAAUGCCACAGACGGACCCACGUUCCAUGUCAUCCAUGCUUGGCAUUGCUAUUCGACUUUCUCAGCGUCUUCAGAUCAAUAAUGAGACGUCGAACAGGGCCCACGACCCUCUUGAGGCUGAGAUGAGACGUAGACUCUGGUGGUCGCUCAUUACAUUUGAUGCUCGAAUAAGCGAGAUGUCAGAUCAUAGGGAGGGUAUGCUUACUCCGACUUGGGACUGCGCCAUUCCCGCCAAUGUUAGUGACUCAGAAUUGAGGCCGGAUAUGAGGACUCCUCCAAUAGCGCAGACCGCGCCCACUGAGGCGAUAUUUGCUGUAGUCCGCGGUGAAAUGGGUAAAUUUCUCAGCCGAGCUAAUUUCCAUCUGGAUUUCACGAAUCCGGUCUUGAAACAAAUGCCAUUGGACAAGAUCGCUCAGCAACUGAAGGUAACUUCAAUAGGAGCGCAUAGAAGUGAAUCGGAUGAGCUUGAGGACCUUAUUGAGAACAAAUACCUACGGCAUUGUGAUGAAGAGAACCCUACCCACUUUAUGACAAUAUGGUAUGCACGUGCAUAUAUCAACCGCUGUCGCUUAAUAGAAUAUUACUCGAAAUGCGCGAAUCGCUCGUCUGGUGACGUAGCUAGUCAGAGCUCAUCAACAGCACAUCAGCCGACUCCUUCAGAGGCCGAACGUCAAGCGGCAUUCGAUUACGCAAUGACACAUCUAGAGUGCGACACCAAAAUCUCUAGUUCGCCUUUGACUCGAGGCUUUCUCUGGCUGAUGGAAUACAACUUCCCCGUGAUCGCCUACUUCCAGCUCGUCCAGCACCUCCGUCGGCGACCAUUGUGCGAGCAGGCCGAACGUGCGUGGAAGGUCAUGAACGACAACUUCAUGGCGAGGCUUGACAGACAGUUAGAUGGAGAGAGACCCCAAACAAAUCUCAUAGUAAAAUUCUUUGCCAAGGUUGUCCUGGGCUCAUGGGCAGUCAGAGAAAUGGCACUAGCCGGACAGCAGCACUCUCUUGAACCAUUGCCGCCCACCCCUCCCAUGAUUCAAGCUCUACGACUCAUGGUCGCUGACAAAGAAGCUGGACCAUCCGGCGUUUCUGAGAAGACCGAAUCUCUGGCUUCUGGAGGGGUGAUGGAUCCAUUUCUGGUAGGCACCAUGUACUCAAGCACAGGCAUGGACAUGCCCAUGGACUUGGGUAUCAGCGAGUUUCCUCAUGGGUUACCUGACUUUGCCAUGGCGCCGUUUCAGGUGGACAACCUUUUUGAUUUCCAAGGUCCAUCAUCAAGUACGGGUAUGUAUUCGCACGACUUGAGCACACCGUAUCACGGAGCAUGACGGCGUUGAGCACUGUGGCGAGCUUUGAACUGCCAUUUACAGCCCAGAGCGCACAGCUCGAAAGGCUUGUCAUCGCCAUUUCUGAGUCGUGAUCCGGCUUUAGUGAUAUGUCAAUCGCCAGAAAUAGAUAAUGCCGCUUCACCCU